Messenger RNA from Salvia splendens (bonfire salvia), 515 nucleotides. RefSeq lists its product as uncharacterized. NCBI's taxonomy places the organism in Eukaryota, Viridiplantae, Streptophyta, Magnoliopsida, Lamiales, Lamiaceae. The record is from RefSeq and is a predicted model, not a curated record. Gene Ontology annotation, biological process: mRNA splicing, via spliceosome. The transcript is spliced from 4 exons. The coding region runs from base 1 to 264 and encodes 87 amino acids. Gene Ontology annotation, cellular component: precatalytic spliceosome; U2 snRNP.
AUGCAGGCGAGUGACAGGUUCAAUAUCAACUCACAGCUCGAACAUUUGCAAGCUAAAUAUGUCGGUACAGGGCACGCCGACUUGACUCGAUUUGAAUGGGCGGUGAAUAUCCAUCGAGAUAGCUACGCCUCGUACGUUGGGCAUUAUCCGAUGCUGGCCUACUUUGCCGUCGCUGAAAACGAAUCCAUUGGGAGAGAGCGCUACAAUUUCAUGCAGAAAAUGCUUUUGCCUUGUGGUCUCCCUCCCGAGAGAGAAGAUGAUUGAAGGGCCUCCUGCUAUCGUUGUGGAGCUGAAAACUGCACUCGGAUGUUCCCAGAGACCUGGCCACUCCUUUCGCCCUUGUGAUCUGUCCUAUGCAUUUCUAUAUAAAUCAUUCACGCUGUAGUUGACUGCUCUACUCUUACCGUCUCUUAACACACUGUUUAGUUUUUGCAAGAAAGGUUGCUUUAUUAUAUGCGCAUUUGUCUGUAAAUGUUACUGUUGCUGCAAGGAAAAUGCGAUCUCAAGGAUUAAAA